AUGCUAGCCGACGGAAAGAUCGACUCGCUAGAUACGCAUUUGGAGCAGUUCAAACUCAAUGAUCAGGCCAGGCAAAAUGAUCUAACAUUCAACGAUGAGUUCAUUCGCGACAAGGAAGAAGGCGGAAUGCGCGCAGCUCGUAUGCUCAACGACGCCGUUGAGAAAUACCUCCAGCAAAGCGUCCCACAAAGCCGGUCCGCUCGCAUACACGUGAAAAUCUACGCAGACUUGACCAAUCUAUCCAAGCAACUAGCUAGGUCCAAGCUCGUCGGUUUGGAAAAGCGUUCGCUCUCUCCCUUCUCGGCUGCGUUUACCCGAGCCAUCAGCCUCUUCGACUUCGUUGAUGCUUUAGAUGAAGAAGGCACCAAAUUUAAGAUCCGAGAACACUUCAAGAUUGCCUCCGAGGAUAGUGCGUGCAGCCAUAUUUUGUACGCUGCUUGCCACGAUCCGGCUUACUUAUCUCAACUCGUACCCUUCAGCGGCGUGAGAGACAAGAUUACCCUUGUCCAAGGCGCCGGAUGGAACUCGGAGUUCCACCAGUUCAAUUUGAAUGUCACGCAGUUCCCCACUGUCUUUAGAUGGUCGGAACUUCCCGUUACUGUAUCUUCUGCAAAAGGUGGUGCAGCUACACUGCCCAAACAAAAGGCAUUAGCUGCAGUACAGAAACCAAUACUCACACCCGGCACACCAACUCCGCGCAAAGAGUCAUGGAGGCGAGACGACUCCUUCAGCAUGAGCGACUCUGCCUUCGGCGAUCUAUCCCCGGUAGAAUCCAACAGUUUCUUCGACCAAGAACGCGUAGGUUGGGAAGACCGCUCUGCAUACACCCAAACAGCCAAAAACGGUUCUUCGAAACCAGAAAAUAACUCGCAGCUAUGCAAAUACUUCCAGAAAGGAAAUUGCCGCUUCGGCGCCAAAUGUAACUUCCUCCACAUCCCCAGUACCCACUCGAAGACAAACGGAUCCGGCUCUUCCCAGCCACCAAAAGGGCCCUCAGGGGCGCCAUACCCCUCUCUCCCACUCUCAUCUCAAUCAUCCCAACACCAGUCCUCCUCCCAAACCCCGAUUUCCGCCCUCCUCCCCGCCGCCUCAAUCCCCGGCUUCGUUCCCUUGAACACAUCCCAUCAACGCCUGGACCCUUACCUCCCCAUGCCCCCUCCCUCCGCCUGGAAAAUCUACAACGCGCGCUUCGCCAAAGCAAAGCCCUGCAACACAUUCCACCUGCAACAGCGCUGUACCACCCCAAAUUGUCCUUUCGACCACAGCGAACUGGAGCCCGAAGCAAGACAGGUAUUGGAGUAUGUGGUCAAGUGUAAUCCUUGUCCGAUGAAAGGGGCUUGUAGGAGGGGCGAUUGCUUUUAUGGACAUCAUUGUCAGAGGGAGGGGUGUAGUGAGGGGGACGGGUGGGGGGCUAAGAAGUGUCGGUUCAAGAGGGAGAUGCAUUACGGUGAGAGGGAUUUAAAGGUUGGGAGUCUGGUGCCCGCCGGGGAGGAUGUGGGUGGGAAUGGGGAUGGAAUGGGGAUGAGUGGACUGGAGGUUGGUGAUAGAGAGGAUUUCAUGUGGUAG
This is a messenger RNA of Alternaria ventricosa, 1566 nucleotides long. RefSeq lists its product as uncharacterized. Gene Ontology annotation, molecular function: metal ion binding. Bases 1 to 1566 code for a protein of 521 amino acids. The record is from RefSeq and is a predicted model, not a curated record. The transcript has 2 exons. NCBI's taxonomy places the organism in Eukaryota, Fungi, Ascomycota, Dothideomycetes, Pleosporales, Pleosporaceae.